CUGGUAGUAAGCAUCAACGUUAGGCUGUUUCACAAUCGAUGAGACAGAUAACCCAUCUACGGGCGAUCGAAAUGCCCCGUCGAAUCGCUUGUUGAAGUUGUUAGGGCGCUAAAAAUGAUCGUGAUCAGCCCAUAGAACUUUGUUGUAAACUGUGGGUUCUUACUCAGAAUCCUGACAACUAAGACGACGUACUAAAACUUCAAAGUUCCAUACUGCUGUCUGGGUAGCUCAGGAAUUCUUUACAUACGGCAGUGAUGGCUCAGAAAAGAUUGCUAUUGCAAAGCCUUGUGCCUGCAAUCAAGACAGAUGAGCUUGACAGAAUGCGUACUAUGGCACCUGAGCGCUUCGUAGAGCUCUGUCUAAUGCACUUGACGUUUGCACUUGAACUCGGAAGCUCAGAGCUAAACCAGAUACUCUCUACCUGCAAUGGAGCUGAAAGAGCAAAAAAGAUGGUGAAGCCUAUGACACCAUUUUCAAAGAGAAGAAAUUCCCGGCGUACUUCUCUAAAAGGUGGAAUUUUUGGAGCAACACUCACACAGGAAGGAAUCUCCCAGGUUUUUCAGCUCAUACAGUACCUGGGUAGAAACCAAAAUAUCAAACAAGUUGGUCUAUUCCGGAAGAGCGGUCAGAUGUCAAGGCAAAAAGAGUUGACAACUUUGCUUGACCAAGGCGUUGCAAUAGAUCUGGACAGCGGGCGAUUCAGUGCUCACGACUGUGCUUGUGUGCUGAAGAGGUUCCUUGGAGAGCUGCCAGAACCUUUGCUCACUGAGAACCAUUACCUUGCCCAUUGCCAAAUAUCUAAAUUGAUGAAUGAAGAAUCAGCGCAUGAUGCAAAAGUUCUAGCCAGACAGGUCAAGGCUGUACAGCUUCUUUUCCUGUUACUGCCACCAGAAACCUAUAGAUUGCUGAGAGAUUUGCUAAAUUUACUACAUAGAGUGACGGAGGUUCAAGAAGAUAAUCGUAUGAAUGCAGACAAUCUUGGAACUAUGUUUGCUCCUCACAUUCUUUGCCCUCGCAAAAUGACAGCUACAGAACUGCACAAGAAUGCGAUCAAUAUGACAAAGGCUGUAGCGUUCAUGAUUAAACAUGCACCUGAUCUUUUCACUGCACCAGUGGAACUUACAAUGGAUGUCCGUGCUUACUGGGCACAGCAAGACGAAUACAGGCAGCUUGAAAAUAAAUCAUCUGGCACCCCUAAUGUUGAGCCUUGUCGAAAGUACAUGUUUAAUAAACAGAAUGCGUUUGGAACACGUACACCUGACCCAUAUUCCUCUCGCAAGCAUUCCAGGAGUAAGUCUGUAGGCGAACAUGUGAGGAACAUGUUGUUUCGUCAACAUAAACGACAGAAGUCUUCGGGUGCCUCAGAAGAAGAGGGCUUAGAUAUAAUACAGCAGCAGGAGAACCUGAUCAAUGAGAGAAACAGCAUCUAUACCAGAAGUAUGCGCCAUACCUAUGAAAUGCAAGCCAAGAACGCUAUCACUUCACGACAGCCAACAGCCAAGGCCACAGUCAUCAGUGUCCGUGAGGCAAAAAGCCCGGUCAUCAACUUUGUUGAAGUCGCAACAGGAGCCAGAGAGCCCAUGAAGCCACUGAUGCAAGCCCACAGGCGCAGUAGAACUGGUGGAAGUGGAACUACAAGUACAUCGAGUGUAGGACGAUGUCCCGACCAGUGCAAGUGCCACCGCGUGCUGCAGCGACGCUGUCCGAGCGAGGAGGCCCUGACCAAAGGUCAGUGCGUCUCAGCGAGGUCACUGCUGCAGAGCGAGCAGCACGCGUCGGCCGGCAAUCUGCGGCAGAGCUCGGCGACGUCGCUCGGAGCGAGCCGGGAGCGUCUGCUGCGCGCGACGGCGCACAAUGCCAGCUACAGGCUGCGCAACCGACGCAGCCUGUCCAGCCUCAAACUGCAGGCCGGCGUCGCGCGGAAAUCCGAUUCCGCUAUCACUGCCCGAGAGAAGAUGGCGCUGCGGUCGUCCGUCGUGAGACCAAUAGGAACACGGUUAGCGUACCACGAGAAGCAUAUGGAAUCACCUAUAACCCAAUCAAUGGCAGUUGCACCGAAAGCAAUGCAGAUUCUCGGGAUAGAGACACCUGGCCUGAAUCUUCUUUAAGGUGUAGGCGAGUUGACACACUGCAUGCACCCUCAAGACAUGCUUAUUGCAGUUUAAAGCAAUAAAAGUAUGGUGACGCAAGUACUGCUGAGAGGGUCUAUGUCCCCCAGGGUACUGCCGGAACGUACCCUGGUACUAUCUAAUAUGCCGGACCGU
Molecule: messenger RNA, 2264 nt
Organism: Priapulus caudatus
Lineage: Eukaryota; Metazoa; Priapulida; Priapulimorpha; Priapulimorphida; Priapulidae
Product: rho GTPase-activating protein 19-like
Biological process (GO): signal transduction; regulation of small GTPase mediated signal transduction
Cellular component (GO): cytoplasm
Molecular function (GO): GTPase activator activity
Source: RefSeq, a predicted model, not a curated record